CCUGGCAAAUAGAAUUAAGGGGAUAAUGCCUUUGAUAAUUAGUAGUUCCCAGUCUGCUUUUAUUAAGGGGAGGAGUAUCAUGGAUAAUAUACUGAUGGCUCAGGAACUGGUGAGUGGGUAUAAUAGGCGAUUACUUUCAUCUCAAUGUGCAAUUAAAGUUUAUAUAAUGAAGGCAUUUGACUCUGUGAGUUGGAGAUACCUAUUUUUCAUGAUGUAUGCCAUGGGAUUCCCUGUUACAAUUUUAAAGUGGAUUAAAAGUUGUUUGCAAACUGCCCACUACAGCAUCAAUGUGAAUGGAAGCCUUUGUGGGUUCUUCAGAUCCAGGAAAGGUGUGUGUCAGGGUGAUCCAUUGUCACCUUACCUUUUUACCAUUGCGAUGGAGGGGUUGUCUACAAUGUUAACUGAGGCAGGCCAAUCAGGGGUUCUCCCAUUCCAUCUAAAGUGUAAGAGAGUAGCACUGAACCACUUAUGCUUUGCUGACGAUUUGCUUAUAUUCACUAGGGGGUCUGCUCAGGCAAUAAUGCAGGCUAAAGGGAUUCUCCAGCGUUUCUAUCAUAUCUCAGGGCUUAACAGCAAUCCUGCCAAGUGUGAAAUCUAUUUUGGUGGGGAUUCAAUUCUCUACAAGCACAAUGCUUUGGCUCUUACAGGGUUUCAGGAAGGGAAUCUGCCAGUCCAUUACCGGGGUUUGCCAUUGCUGUCUGGCAAAUUAUCUUCAGUGGAAAUUGAUAGUCUGGUUGAAAAAAUUAAAAAAAGGAUCAGGUCUUGGCGGUCCAAGAAGCUCUCAUAUGUAGGAAGAUUGCAACUGCUUAACUCUGUAAUCCUGGGGGCGGUGCAAUUCUGGAUGUAGAUGUUCAUUCUGUCAAAGCAAGCUCUCAAGAUAAUACCAAAAGUUUGUUCUUAGUUUCUCUGGCAUGGACUGGAAGAAGGAAAGGCAAAAGUGGGGUGGGAGCAGGUAACCCUCCCUAAGCGAGAAGGGGGACUAGGGAUCAAAGAUUUGGUUGCUUGGAAUCAGGCUUGCACUAUAAGAAUGCUCUGGUUGUUUUUGAUGAAUUCAGGGGGUGUUAUGGGUGGCCUGGAUGAAGGAAUAUAAAUGUAGGCAAUGUGAUCUGUGGUCAUUAAGAGUGCAGUAUAGUAGCUCAUGGGCUUGGAGAAGACUUCUCAUGCUUAGGACUGUGGUUCUCCCCUGGAUACAUAUGCAUAAUGAUAUAGUCUAUUGGGAUUCAAAAGAUAUGGAUACUUACUCAAUCCGUUGAGACUGGGAAACUUUGAGGAGCAGGGCUCCUAAAGUCGUGUGGUACGAGCUGGUAUGGAAUAGUAGCUGCCCUCCUCGUUACAACAUGCUUGCUUGGUUAAUAAUGAAGAACGCAAUAGUCACAAGGGAUAAACUACAAAAAUGGGGGAAGAUCAGGACAGCUGAAUGUCCGCUCUGUGGCCAAGGAGUGGAGAGCAGAGAUCAUCUCUUCACUCAGUGCACUUUUGCAAGGGAUCUUGCUGCUAAGAUAAGGUGUAAUCUGUUGUUGCAUCAAGAUUGGGAUACUAUGAUACACUCUCUGACUUCUGUAGUAUGAGCAAGAACAGGGGAAUGGCAAGCUCUUGUUUGGUGUCUCUUAGUGGCGUUUAUUUGGAAGGAAAGGUGCGGGGUAGUCCAUGGCGCUUCAAGGCGCACACCAAGGCAAGUUGCAGGUCUAAUCAAGCAGGACAUAACGUUCCUUACUUAUGGGAAUAGAGGGAUCCGAGAUACUUUAGUUGGGUUGGGAUACUUAUAGUUUUCUGCUUUUGCUGUUUGUUCCUUUGUCGUAGUACAGAUUGCAGAUAGGUUGUGAGGUGUUUUUUCCGUUGGAGACUUUGGGAUGAUUAUCCCGCUUUUGUUGUAUUGGUUUCUUGCAUAAAUAAAGCGACUGAUUCAAUGGAAAAAAAAUAUUUCGUUGCUAAAAAUUAUCGACAAAUUACUUCAGCGACGAAAUCACCAUCUGCGACGCAAUUGUCCGUCGCCAAACAAACUUUUUGCAACGACAUUCUUCCGUCGCAACAAACUGCGACGACUAUUCUCGUUGCGGAAAGAUGUUAUUGGUGACGAAGUGUUUCGUCGCCGCCUUCUGCGACGAACGUGUACUUUUGGCGACGACAACAUAUUUUUCGUCGCUGAUCCUUUAGGCGACGCGGUAUAGGCGACAGAGGAUUGAUUCCUUCCGCGAUGAUAUUUUCAUCGCCAAAGAUAUUUUGCGACGAAUUUUGUGGUUUUUGCGACGAAAGCUUCUGUUACUAAAAACCUUGUUUCUUGUAGUGUAUUAUUAUUUACUCGUAAAGAUGAAUGAAUGAGCGAAAAAACCAAUAAAUGAAUCUGUGAAGAUCGAAUCAGAUUCCUUAAUUUACAACAAUGCCUUGAUAUUAUAGUUAGGCUUACAUAAACGUUCAUGUAAGGCUAACUAUUUUCUGAGGGGAAAAUAGUUAGCCUAACAUCAACGAUUAGGUAAAAGGGAAGUUAACUCUGUCUAUCAAACCGCUCUUUGUUGGAUUAUCAGGGGACAUGUAACAUGCGCCCCCUAUCAUUGACAUCUUUAAUUCGUGCUUUCUUUUUCCCACAAGAAUAAUUAUCCAAAUGCCCAUAGUUGUAAUUCUAAUUUCUACACACGAAAUUCCUCCGAGUAAUUAAGCGUCCUAGGGUUUUUGGGAUUUUGGAGUGGGCUUCAAGGCAUAAUCAUAAUCAUUGGAAGAGUAAUAGUCUCCUAUAAAGUUAUAACUAGGGC
This is a messenger RNA of Linum trigynum, 2747 nucleotides long. The record is from the annotation of a GenBank genome assembly. Lineage: Eukaryota; Viridiplantae; Streptophyta; Magnoliopsida; Malpighiales; Linaceae.